Molecule: messenger RNA, 2915 nt
Organism: Nerophis lumbriciformis (worm pipefish)
Lineage: Eukaryota; Metazoa; Chordata; Actinopteri; Syngnathiformes; Syngnathidae
Source: RefSeq, a predicted model, not a curated record
AUACACCGGAAGUUGACUGUCCUGACCAACAUGGCGACCACCUCAAAAGCAGAAGUGAUAGUGAGUGUUUUCUCGGCGAUUUUAUAACUUGUUAUGGUCCAAUUCAAUAUUCCUGCGAAACUAGUAGUGAAAGCAAAUAUGUAAUUGAGGAUUAUGAGCACAAAUGUGAGCGAAGACUUAAGACGAAGCACGUACAUGCAACGGAAGUCUGUUUCGUGUUUGAAAGCAAACAUCCGGUUCAGUGUGCGUGAGGCUUGUUAGCUCCUAGUUUCAACCUCCUGACGGAAAAAUGGCCAAAAUAAAAUAUGUAUCUUCCAUUUGAAAGGAUGACACAAGGAAAUGAGUCGGCGCUGGUGUGAAGGAAUGUAACCGAGCAUGGACUUUGCCGUGAGGACACCUUGAGUGCACAUUGCCAUGGGGUUGUUAGCUGCUCUUAUUUCCACUGUAGGAAAAUGCUUGGAGGCUGCCUGCUUAAUGUUGGACGUCAAUUUCCUCCUCGUUCACACUGUAGUCCGGACAUUUCUGACUGUGUUCAAAUUUAUAACCAACCUGCCUUCACUUUUUGUCAAUUCACUGCUGCACCUCGGGAACAUGGCUCUCUUCGGCUUCCUGUCCGCAGCAGAGGCGACGUCCCACCUAGCUCACAGCACAGUGACCAUGCUGGCCAGCCUGAUGCUCUCCCUGGAGGGGCUUCUGGAGAGCAUGAAGAUGGUGGGCUACCUUCUCAUGCAUGUGCUGCUCCGCGGCAAGGCGCACCUGUGUCGAGGGCUUUUGUCGCUGCAGGAGGCGUGCGGCAUCGCGCUCAGCCUCCUGGUCUACCUGAUCAACACUGCAGUCAACUAUGCUUUCAUCGCCACCCUCAACCUCUACUCGGUUGUGAUCUGCGUGUUGCAGACGGUGUCCAGCCCACUGCAGAUGGCACUAGAGCUCGCGCCGACCACCAUCACUUUCCUACACAGCAGCUUGGUGGGCACGUCGGCAUUCCUGUGGUCGCCAUGCAAGCUACUGUUGGACUUCCUGGUGUCGCUGGUGCACAUUUUCAUCAGCAUCUUCAUACUGAACAUCUACGGCCUUUUGCUUGCAAUCAGCAUUGCUCUGACAACCACCGCCUACCUUAACCCAGAACUCACCAGGCAGGCCUUAGGGCGACUUGUGGCUUAUGUCAACGCUUUCUCGGCUAUUCACAGACUCCACGCAGUGCUUGUUUUAACGUGGCAGAAGACAUCUCGUUCGUUACGUGCCGGCUGGCGACACCUGCACAGAAUGUUGUGUUGCCUCCACCUGCUGGAGAGAAGAAUCUGGCAGCAGCUGUCUCGUCACAGCAGCCAGCUGGGCACAGCGCUGAGGACGCAGCUGCACAGGGACAACAACAACACGGAUAGAGUGCGAGGCGACGGCGAUCCCGGCGAGGGGAUCAGGCGGGAUCCACCUGACGGAAGAGCGGAGGACCAUCCCCACCGGGAACAGCUCGCCCCAUCGACGUCCAGCACGGAAAGACCUUUAAAAGCGAACAAACAUUUCCGUCACUCUUCGUCGGAGAAUCUGCUGACACUUCUGAACGAGCAGGAAGACCAGAAGAAAUGCGUCAUCUGUCAAGACCAAACCAAGACGGUGGUGCUGCUGCCGUGCAGACACCUGUGCUUGUGUCGUCACUGCGCCGACAUCAUGCUGCUGCAACAGCCCAUCUACCAACAUUGCCCGUUGUGUCGUCGCAUGAUUCUCAACAUCCUUGAGGUGUACCUCUGAGAGACAUUUUACAACCACUCAAAAUGUGUCUUUACGCAUUUCUCUCUGUUUAGGCCACAUCUACCGUACUGGACUUGGGCUGACCUGCGCUCACAAUGAGCAUUCAUGUUUUUGUCCCAUCACUUCCACUUCUGUGUAUUACCGCAAAUUCCCUAAUUUUGUGGACCAUUUUCAGUCUUAUUUCAAGUUGUUUGAUUAUUUCUUCUGUGAAAGGGUCCACCGGUCAAUAAUUAUUUGUGAGAGGUGUGAUUAUGUUAAAGUGUAAAAGAAUGUAGGCUGAGGUGACUUGACAUUUGGAUUAUUUUCUGUAUUUUAUUUUGUGUCAGUUAACUACAGUCAUUCUACAACUGGGCUACACUGCGCAUGUGCAUGUGAGAAACGGUGCAACUGGCCUUGUUCGAGUACGUAUUUUUUCAUCAUUCACAUCAUUGGCAAAUCCAAUGACCUGGCUGGUACACCUUCUGCAGAGUAAUCUUCAUGUCAGAUGUUACCAAAUUGAUUCCGACAGAAUUAACAAAUAGGUCUAAUGGUUUAAACAGAUUACCGGUACUCACUUUUUGCCUGAGUAAAGUUGCUCAGGAGGAAACAAAAUGUGCACAGGAAAGUGAAAAUGUUGGAGAUUUAUCUUGCAUAAAUGGAUUUGUGAAAAUAAUACAACAUGUAUGCUCUGAUAGAAGGGGCAGUUUUGGGUGGACUAAAGAAAAUGUGCAUUUGUCACAUUUGUCUGAUGGAACAAAGCCGAGGGUCAUUUUGCUCAGUUUCUCUAUACAUUGGAAGAUCUUGUAACCUUUGUAACUUUAGGCCUUAUUUGCUCACUUCCUGUUAUUUGUUUUCCUUGUUUAGGACCCAUUACAGUAUUCAAUGUUAAAUAUUAGAAAGGACCAUACACUAUUCCAUUUAUUUUUCUGGUGUGUUUAUUCAGAUUACAAUUCUCAGAGCGUAACUCUGGAAAGUGCCAUCUACUUUUUGACUGUUUUUUUCUAUUCUUAGAUGACUGCAUUUUUUUUAUACAUCUUGCUUAUUUUGUAAGUGAAGCUAAAAAAUAUUACAAUGUGUACAAACUCCCUCUCCUUCUCCUCAGGUAUUUCCAUUCCUAAGAUUGCAGAAAUGAAAGAAUUGAGACCAUGUGACUUGAAUGUAGAUCCAAUGAGAUGGUGGUAGACACACUA